This is a messenger RNA of Phragmites australis (common reed), 1171 nucleotides long. RefSeq names its product peptide methionine sulfoxide reductase A5-like. NCBI's taxonomy places the organism in Eukaryota, Viridiplantae, Streptophyta, Magnoliopsida, Poales, Poaceae. The record is from RefSeq and is a predicted model, not a curated record. Gene Ontology annotation, cellular component: cytoplasm. Gene Ontology annotation, biological process: cellular response to oxidative stress. The transcript is spliced from 4 exons. The coding region runs from base 92 to 832 and encodes 246 amino acids. Gene Ontology annotation, molecular function: peptide-methionine (S)-S-oxide reductase activity.
ACGAGUAAGUAACUAACCAACCAUCCCACCCGCCGGUAGGUCACCAUCCUGGACCCCGAUCCCGAUCUCCCCGGCGACUCCGACCGACGCGAUGGCCGGCCCCUCCGUCGCCGCCGCGGCCAUGGUAGCGGUGGUCGUCCUCCUCGUCGCAGAAGCCUCUGGAGCGCGCCUCCCAGGCCGCGGCGGCGCCGUCCGGGCGCCGCUGCCGCGUGGGGGCGCACCGGCCACGGCGGUGUUCGCUCUGGGCAGCUUCUGGCGGUCGGAGGCCGCGUUUGGGUGCCUCCCCGGCGUGAUCCGUACCUCCGUCGGCUAUGCCGGCGGCUCCAAGGCCAACCCGGAGUACCGCAACCUCGCCGAUCACGCCGAGUGCGUCAAGGUUGAGUAUGAUCCCCGUUUGAUUCAAUACAAGCAGCUUUUGGAUGUGUUCUGGGCAAGUCAUGAUCCGCGGGAGGUGUUUGGGCAAGGGCCAGAUGUUGGCAACCAGUAUAGGUCUAUCAUCUUCACUAAUGGGACCAUUGAGGCCAGAUUGGCUGCUCUUAGCAAAGAAAGAGAGCAAGCUAAGGAUCGCAGCAAUGUUAUUACCACACAGAUCCAGCCAUUAGGGGCAUUUUAUCCUGCUGAACCAGAACAUCAGAAAUUUGAGCUGAAGCACAAGCCAUUCCUCGUACAAUUGAUUGGGAACCUGCCAGAGGGGGAGCUCCUGACAUCUACACUAGCUGCAAAGUUGAAUGCAUAUGCUGCUGAGCUCUGUCCUGCAACUACCCAAAAGAGAAUUAGCUCCAAGAUUGAUGAGAUCGCUAAGAAAGGAUGGCCCAUUUUAAGGGAAAUUUAGCUCAUACUGGCUCCUGGACUCAAAUCUGUUGUUGCAACGUAGGCGCAGGAGAGGUGCAUGAUUUUGCAGGAAAUGAUUUCUAGGAAUAUUUCAGCAGUUCACCGUUACCAUGAUGAACGCAUCCAAUCGGUCAUCCAUUCUUCACUUUGCUCACAAAGAUUAAACAGUUGUUCAUAUACAGCAUCUUCAUUUUGAGAUUUCACUGUAGAAACUGUAUGUGUAUCAUUUGUAACCUGGAUUCAUGGUCCUAGCUUACUGAAAAGACAGGUGAAGUUGUAAGUUGUGAUUUUGGUUGUUUCAUCUCUGAAUAUAUAUAUAUAUAAACAUUUCUAUUCUGCA